UAGCGGGAGCUGGGCGGACGCGAAUUCACCACUUUCUUUUACGAGAGCGCGCUUGCUGCGGAGCUGGCUGUGUAAGCGUCAGUGUUCGGGAUCGCGCACGCACCGCCCACUCUGCGUCUGAGCCGCCGGGAAAGACAGAGCGAGACUGAGAGACCGGGAGUAACAAGAUCUCUUAUCCGUAGUGGAUAAAGAUGGCGGAUCAGCGGCAGCGCUCUCUCUCCACCUCCGGGGAGUCUUUGUAUCAUGUGUUGGGAUUGGAUAAGAACGCCACAACUGAUGACAUCAAAAGAUGUUACCGCAAGUUGGCACUAAAGUAUCACCCCGACAAGAACCCAGACAACCCUGAAGCGUCUGAGAAGUUCAAGGAGAUAAACAACGCACAUGGUAUCCUGAGCGACGGCACAAAGAGAAACAUCUACGACAAGUACGGAUCCCUGGGCCUCUAUGUGGCGGAGCAGUUUGGCGAGGAGAAUGUCAACACGUAUUUUGUGCUGUCAAGUUGGUGGGCGAAGGGCUUGUUUAUGUUCUGUGGAUUGAUUACCGGAUGUUAUUGCUGCUGCUGCCUGUGCUGUUGCUGUAACUGCUGCUGUGGGAAGUGCAAACCGAGACCCCCCGAGGGGGAGGAUCAGGAUGUUUACGUGUCCCCUGAGGACCUGGAGGCUCAGAUGCAGUCGGAUGAGAGAGACACUGACGGCCCAGUGUUGGUACAGCCCGCUUCCGCAUCAGAGACCACACAGCUCACCAGCGACUCCCACACCAGCUACCACACUGAUGGAUUCAACUGAGUGUCCAUGGGACCCCUAGAGCUUUAGGAUUAGGAAGGAGGGGGGAGGACUGAAUUUGCCCCUACACCCCUCUGUUUAAACAACCCUAACCCCCCAUCUGACCAGCUUUUAUCUGCUCCCCUUGGUGCUGUGAUUGAACGGCCGGGGGGCUGGCGCAUGCUCUCCACUCACCAUGAUCAGAUUUUAAUUUAUUUUUAUUUUCUUUAUGUCUAGUUUUUAUUGGGUCUAUUUUUGUAUUGGAACCUGUUGAUGCCGCAAACCCUGGCCCCUCUCCCCCCCCCAACCCAGGGGCAUUCGUACCACUCCUGCCCUGUGGAUUUCCUCUAAGGGAUUGUUAUGGGCCUUGGAUUGUCGGAAUGGAGCAUGAGAACAAACAGUUACUUGCCUGAGCCCUACCCCAUAUGCCAGUCCUGACUCCCCCUUGUGCCCCAGUCACAUUGCCGUGCUGCUAAUUGUGUGAAUGGCCAGUGUAAAUGUUUGUGCACUCAAUACAGCCCCGACCCUAUUUUGCAACACUGCAUUACCAGUGCCAGGGGAGGGAGUCAGUCACUUUUCUCUGUGUACAAAUGUAAAAUUGACUCACCCUGUGUGUAUCCUGCAUUACCAAUGACUGCCAGGAGAUGGUGAGUUUUGGGUCCCAUUGGCUGUAGGUUUAUCUUCUUUUUUAGUGUGACUUUGUGGUACCUGUGCCCCAAAAAAUGUAUUGACCUGUUAUAGAGAAUAUUACAGUAAAUGCCACCCUUAGGUCCUUGCACAGUGACUUAUACUCAGCUGUGCACAGUUCUGGUAGUGUGGGCAGUUCUAUAUUUAUUUGUAUAUUGUGUCAGUAGACUUUAUAGCACAGUGUUUAUCUGUAUAUAGUGUCACUAGUACGCACAACGCUAAUCAGUGUGAAAUGACUACACAAAUCCCUUCUCACACUGUGGCCCCUCCCCCAGCUGAGUUGGCAUCAAUGUGAACCCUACAGUCCUAUCUCAUUGGCACCCAUCUGUACAUUAGGUGCCUGCAGUAGUAACAAGCACUCAUCUAUACAUUAAGUUCCACUGAGUAGUAAUAAGCUUCCAUGUGUUAUUAGAGCCUGGCUAAAGCGAAGCACUUGGGCAGAUAUAGUGCUAGUAGAGUAACUAAAGAAUGAGGCCCAGUUAAACAAAUGAGCCAUAAACAUAAUGUUUAUUUGGGGAAAAGUAAAAUUUUUGAGGGGAGAGUAUGUGCCCCUUUGUUGUUAGUACAUGUGCCCCAUGGUCAGCAAUAAGUGCAACUAAGUAUCUGUAGAAAUAAAAUCAUCUGGACUUGCUGUGUUUCUUUCUUGAAGACGUUUCACCAGUCAUCCAACUGACUCUCUCAAUUCAGAAUAAAUUGUAAAUAAGAUAUUUUGAGAAUAUAUCCUCUGGAAUGUUGCUCCAAUCAGCAUAAUCUGUUCAUUAUUAGAUCUUAUUCACAAGUUAUUCUGAAUUGAGAGAGCCAGUUGGAUGACUGGUGAAACGUCUUCAAGAAAAAAAACACAGCAAGUCCAGUUGAUUUGACUUAUUUCUACAGAUAUACCAUAACCUGGAUGAAUGAGAAUCUUGGCAAACAUAGUGCAACUAAAUGUUUGGGGUAACCGAUGAUCAGUUCAGCACAUCAGGUUGGGGCUGGAUUUUUGUCCCAUUCCUCCUUACAGAAUAGCUUCAACUCAGGGUUGGUGGGGGUUUCCUUGGUUGAAUUGCCCUAUCAGCUCCUCCCACGCCAUCCCUAUAGUGCUAUGGUCAGGUGACACAUUCUUUAGUAGGUGGACCUGUGUGUGUAGGACAAUGUUCUCUGGAGCUUCAGUUCUAUGUGGGUCUCAUCCUUCCACAGAACAUUCUUCCAAUAGUCUUCUGGCUUGUUCAUGGG
This is a messenger RNA of Xenopus laevis (African clawed frog), 2657 nucleotides long. It is a transcript of the gene dnajc5.L, whose product is annotated as dnaJ homolog subfamily C member 5-like. The transcript has 5 exons. The record is from RefSeq and is a predicted model, not a curated record. Lineage: Eukaryota; Metazoa; Chordata; Amphibia; Anura; Pipidae. Bases 192 to 785 code for a protein of 197 amino acids.